This is a messenger RNA of Chelonus insularis, 3296 nucleotides long. RefSeq names its product transient receptor potential cation channel subfamily V member nanchung (gene nan). Gene Ontology annotation, molecular function: calcium channel activity; protein binding. Gene Ontology annotation, biological process: calcium ion import across plasma membrane. The transcript has 15 exons. The record is from RefSeq and is a predicted model, not a curated record. Lineage: Eukaryota; Metazoa; Arthropoda; Insecta; Hymenoptera; Braconidae. Gene Ontology annotation, cellular component: plasma membrane. Bases 556 to 3234 code for a protein of 892 amino acids.
UGAUCUCUUGGUUAUGCAAUCAACAACUAAAAAUAAUAUACUUGUUCCGCGUUUACUCGUCAAACAAUUAAAUACCUUUAAACCAAAGUCAUAUAACAGCCCACAUAUAAUAGCUAAGCUAUCCAUCCAUAGGAUAUGAACAUUUCUCUAGAUAUUUAUCCAGCUGUCAGAGUCUAAUUUUAGGCAAUUUACAAUCAUCAUCUUAUAGCACUAAUUGUUGACAAGAUCUUUGACUUCUUAAGGACCACAUGUCAAUGAACUUGAAGUCAUCAAAUUCCUUUUUUUUUUUAUUACUGUACAUCUCUUCAUGUAUUAAUUAGAAUUCCGAUUAAUACAUUGUAAAAAAUUUCAAUGGACUACAUGUGUCAUGUGUAAACACUUGAUACACAUCGUUAUAAAAGAUUACUUACAUAGAGGGACAUGAUUGUUUAUUGUUUUGAUUCUAUAUAACAUACAUAGCUAAUUGUGGAUGUGUAACAAUGUGUAUAAUCGAUGGAGAUAUAUCAUAGCAACCAGCAGCUUUGGCCAUAGAAAUUGGAUUAUAAAUUUUAAAAAAUGGGAAAUACUGAGAGUAAUGUAACAAGUGGAGUGAAAAAGCAGACAGAUACAUCCUCAAUUCUUCUUUAUAAAUUAGUCGACUUGAAAGGUGGAGGCUUACUUGUUGACAUGAUGAAACGAGCCACGCAGACGAAACAAUAUGCAGAGUUGGAUCAUGCUAUCAGAACUAAAGUUGAACCGUUUCUCUAUAAUAAAGGGAAGGGAAAGUGGAUACCAAUAGAUAAAUUAGUAUUAAUGAGAAAUAAAGAACGCCCUCGUCAUAAAAUGUUGCCGGUAUUAAAAGCUAUGGAAAAUCCAUCAGAUUAUGAUGUUACAAAAGAUAUUAGUGAUGAAGAUGUUGACGAAAAUAAAAUAGAUAAAAGUAAGUACCGAGAAGUCUGCUGGAAUUUAAGUGAUCGAGGAGCAGUUGGUGAAACGAUUUUACAUCUGUGCAUGCUAAACGCCACAGCUAUUCAUGCUGAUUUGGCUAAACGAUUACUACGUUUUUAUCCGAAGCUUAUAAAUGACAUUUACCUCAGUGAUGAGUAUUACGGAGAAAAUGUUCUACAUAUUGCAAUAGUCAAUGAAGAUCCAGCAAUGGUGAAAUUUUUGUUAGACAGCGGAGCAAACGUUCAUGAACGUUGUGUUGGUAAUUUUAUGUGUCCAGAAGAUCAAAAGGCUUCACGUACAGACAGCCUAGAACAUGAAUGGCCCUGUGUUAGUGUAGAAACUAAUUAUGACGGGUACGUGUAUUGGGGUGAAUAUCCGCUUAGCUUUGCAGCAUGCUUAGGUCAAGAAGAGUGCUACCGAUUGAUGUUAGCCAGAGGUGCUGAUCCUGACAAGCAAGAUUCAAACGGGAAUACUGUGUUACAUAUGCUAGUUAUUUAUCAGAAGCUUGCAACAUUUGACAUGGCUUAUGAAGUUGGCGCCUCUCUAUCCAUUAAAAAUAAUAAACAGUUAACACCACUAACACUCGCAGCAGAGCUUGCCAGAAUAGAAAUGUUUUUUCACAUUAUGAAUAUUGAGCGUGAAAUAUAUUGGCAGAUUGGUAGUAUUACUUGUGCGGCCUAUCCCUUACACCAAGUUGAUACAAUAGACACUAAUACCGGAGCUAUAAAUAAUAUUUCAGCAUUAAAUCUCGUCGUUUUUGGAGAUAAAGAUGAACACUUGGAAUUGAUGGAUGGUGUUCUUGUAGAUCUUCUUAACGCAAAGUGGAAUACAUUCAUAAAAUCACGAUUUUAUCGGCAAUUUUUUUUAUUCGGAUUUUAUUUUAUCUUUUCUCUGAUAAGUUUCACCUUACGACCAGGUCCAUCACCUGCAUUUACAGGUAAAGCUUCUAUGACAGCUGGAACUGAAUCAAUUUCUUCCACUUCAGUAACUGUAACUCCUUACACUGAAAAUCCUGAAUCUUCCAAUAUGUCAGUAAUAAUUGAUCAUUUGGCUUCUGCGGUCAGUUCAAAAUUUGUAUCAGACUUUAAUAAAUCUCUGUCGAACUUUGAUUCCGAAACUUUAAUUUCUUUAUUAACAAGUAAUUUAACUUCAGUUUUGAAUAAGUUUAUGAAUUUUACUGUAAAUGACAAUCAAAUCUCGACAUCGAAUUUAUCUUCAUUCAGUGAAUCAUUGAUAAAUAUUCAUGACAGUGGAAGUGUAAAUAAUAAUCAUACAACAGACUCUACUCUUAUGGAUUCACCAAUUACACCUGGUCGAAGCUCUACAGAGACUUGGUGGGAGGAUCUGACAGAAGAAUGUAGACUCAUGCAGUUGGAAUCGCCCAUUGCAAAAAUCAGACUGACAGCAGAAGUUUUUAUGGAAUUGGGAGCUAUUUUAUAUAUUGCCGCAGCUCUUCGAGAGGCCAGAUUUCUAGGUCUCAAUAUGUUUGUUGAGAAUCUUAUGACUGCACCAUCACGCGUAAUGUUUCUUUUCUCUUGCUGCAUUCUACUGUCAUUUCCAUUUCUACGUUUGGCUUGUGCAGACAAAAUUGAAGACAUUUUAGCAGUAGUUGUUAUGUUAACAACAGCUCCAUAUUUCCUUUUUUUCUGUAGAGGUUUCAAAACUGUAGGACCUUUUGUUGUGAUGAUUUACAGAAUGAUUAUGGGAGAUCUUCUUAGAUUUGUUACGAUCUACUUGGUCUUUGUUAUGGGGUUCUCUCAAGCUUACUACAUCAUUUACCUAUCAUUUGAUGACCCUCAAACUCCUGAGGGUGUUGAUGACACUGUCAGCAAUCCAAUGCCUUCACCUAUGGAAAGUAUCAUGGCUAUGUUUCUCAUGAGUUUAACUACUUUUGGAGAUUAUUAUGCUACCUUUGAAAAAACUGACCAUGAAAUUUUAGCAAAGUGUCUUUUCGUGGUAUACAUGGCAAUAGUUGCAAUUCUCCUUGUUAAUAUGUUGAUUGCCAUGAUGGGUAAUACUUAUCAAAAAAUUGCCGAAACUCGAAACGAAUGGCAAAGACAGUGGGCUAGAAUUGUCUUGGUGGUUGAAAGAGGUGUGAGUCCAGCAGAAAGAUUAAAAAAGUUGAUGGACUACUCUCAACCUAUGUCCGAUAAUCGACCAGCGCUAGUCUUACGUUUACAUCAAUCAGAAGAAGAUAAAGAAGAAAUGAAAGAAAUCCUAGAGAUGAAAAGGACUCAUGAUAGAUUGUACAAGAAGCGAAUGGAACGAGAGAAGAAGGAGAAAUCUCUAGACUCAUUACAUACUUAAGAUAUGAAUGUUAAUAAAAAUUAGUUGUAAUUUAUUUCAACUGUUUUUAAUGAUAAUAUUAA